This is a messenger RNA of Salvia hispanica, 803 nucleotides long. RefSeq names its product transcription factor IBH1-like 1. Lineage: Eukaryota; Viridiplantae; Streptophyta; Magnoliopsida; Lamiales; Lamiaceae. Gene Ontology annotation, biological process: regulation of DNA-templated transcription. The record is from RefSeq and is a predicted model, not a curated record. Gene Ontology annotation, molecular function: protein dimerization activity.
CUCUUUCACUGGUUUCUAGUUCAACUAAGGCAAGAAUGCAGAAGUCAUCAUCAUCAUCAUCAUUAAUGGUGAGGCAAGAAUUCUGCACCAAAUGGAAAAAGGGACUGCAAAUAUACAGCGCCUACAACAAGGAGAUGACGAUCAUGGAAAGGAAGAGGGCGAUCAAGCUGUCCGCUGACGUGGCGAUAGCCGCCACCCGAAGCUCCACCACACAGUGGAGCAGGGCCGUCGUGGCAGACGUCUCGACCUCCGCCGCAGGCGCCGCCAGAAUCGCGGCGGAGGAGAUCCUGGGGAGGAAGCUGUCGACGGAGAGAAGGAAGAAGAUCGUGAGGAGGAGGAGGAGGCGCAAGGGAGCUGUGAGUUCCAGCGCCGCCGCGGUUGCGAAGAGAGUGGUUUGGAAUCGGAGGCGCGUGCUUAAAAGGCUGAUACCUGGCUCUGGUUGGAAGAAAUUGGAUGAGACUUCUUUGAUUAAAGAAACCCUAGAUUAUAUUGCUUCUUUGCAAGUGCAGGUUGAUGUAAUGAGACAUCUUGCAAAUGCUGCUGAGACCUGCUUGCAUCAUCAACAAAUCUUAUUAUAAUGUUAUCUAUGUCAAGUUUCUUGUUUUUUAGAAUAGAUUAUGACGAAGAAAAGAUCAUGUAGUAACUCUUUGGAAAGAGAGCAAUAGUUAGUUUAAAGAAUUAAUUAAGUUCUAUUUCAAAAUUAGAGUGUAUGAGAUUUCUUGAGCAAGGAUACAACAAGACUUACUGUACUUGCCACUAAUAUGAAUGUCAACUAUUGUAUGAAAUGUAGAAAUUCAUGAAAA